GAGAUGACAGCAAGCAGAGCAAGGAUACUUGGUUUCUCGAACCAAGAUGGCGUGGCAGCCGAACGAACAAGGUUUGAAACAAAUUUUGGAGCUCUUGAAAGAAAGUCAAAGUCAUAAUAAUGCUGUACAAAGAGCUGUUCAACAAAAAUUGGAAUCGCUCAAUCAAUUCUCCGACUUCAAUAACUAUCUCAUCUUUGUUCUUACCAAAUUAAAAACUGAAGAUGAACCAACUCGAUCCUUAGCUGGUCUUAUUGUCAAAAACAAUGUGAAGUCAAAUUAUCACUUGUUCCCGGACAAUGUUAAAGAGUAUGUAAAGACAGAAUGCUUACAGGCCAUUGGCGAUCCGUCACCUUUAAUACGAGCAACCAUUGGCAUAUUGAUUACCACUAUUGCACAAAAAGGAGAAUUAAUUCAUUGGCCACAAUUAUUGCCAUCACUUUGCCAACUCUUAGAUAGCGAAGACUACAAUAUCUGUGAGGGUUCUUUUGGUGCUCUACAGAAAAUAUGUGAGGACUCCACUGAACAACUUGACAGCGAUGCUUUGAAUCGUCCAUUGAAUAUUUUAAUUCCUAAAUUUUUGCAAUUCUUCAAACAUGCAUGUCCGAAAAUAAGGUCGCAUGCCAUUGCUUGCACAAAUCAAUUCAUUAUGGGAAGAUCCCAAGCGUUGAUGGUGCACAUCUCAUCUUUUAUCGAGAAUUUGUUUGCUUUGGCUGUUGAUGAAGAUCCUGAAGUUAGAAAAAAUGUUUGUCGAGCUCUUGUCAUGUUAAUGGAAGUUCGUAGUGAUCAACUUCUUGCGCAUAUGAAUAACAUUAUUGAGUAUAUGUUGAUCAGAACUCAAGAUAGCGAUGAGAAUGUAGCAUUGGAAGCAUGUGAAUUUUGGCUCACCAUUGCUGAGCAAACAAUAUGCAAGGAAUCUCUUGGUCCAUAUCUAAGUCGACUUAUUCCUAUACUUGUCAAUGGCAUGAAAUAUUCCGAAAUUGACAUCAUUCUCUUAAAGGGUGACAUUGAAGAAGAUGAAAAUAUUCCAGAUAAUGAACAAGAUAUCAAACCUCGUUUUCAUAAAUCAAAAACUCACAGCCAAAAGAGAGAAGAAGACGAUACAUCUGAUGACGAAGAUGAUGAUUUAGAUGAUGAUCCUUUGUCAGACUGGAAUCUUAGAAAAUGUUCAGCUGCUGCCCUUGAUGUGUUGGCCAAUGUAUUUCGAGAUGAUCUUUUACCUGUGUUAUUGCCCAUAUUAAAGCAGACAUUAUCUCACAAUGAGUGGGAAGUCAGAGAAUCUGGAAUUCUUGUAUUAGGAGCUAUUGCAGAAGGUUGCUCGAUUGGCAUGACUCCACAUCUUCCCGAAUUACUUCCGUUUUUAAUAAACUGCCUUGAGGAUAAAAAGGCACUUGUUCGUUCUAUAACUUGCUGGACAUUGAGCCGUUAUGCUCACUGGGUGGUUAGUCAACCUCAUGAUUUAUACUUUCAGAAACUCAUGAGCGAGCUUUUAAAACGGAUCCUUGACAGUAACAAACGAGUACAGGAAGCAGCGUGCAGCGCUUUUGCUACUUUGGAAGAGGAAGCAUGCACUGAACUUGUCCCAUAUCUUGGAUAUAUACUACAAACGUUGGUGUUUGCAUUUGGAAAAUACCAACACAAGAACUUAUUGAUAUUGUACGACGCCAUCGGCACACUGGCAGACUCUGUUGGUCAUCAUUUAAACAAACAGGAAUUCAUCGAAUUGUUAAUGCCUCCACUUAUCCAGAAAUGGAAUGAAUUGAAGGAUGAGGAUAAAGAUUUAUUUCCCUUACUUGAAUGUCUAUCAUCUGUAGCCACUGCUUUGCACUCGGGUUUUCUACCUUAUGCCGAACCUGUAUUUCAACGUUGUGUAUCUUUGGUUGAAAAAACGUUAACACAAAGUCUGGCUUGUGCAGCGAAUCCAAGCCAAGUUGAAGUUCCUGAUAAGGAUUUCAUGAUCGUCGCUCUAGAUUUAUUAAGCGGCUUAGCGGAAGGAUUAGAAAUUCAUAUUGAACAAUUCGUCAUACGUAGCAACGUUUUAACUCUUCUUUACCAAUGUAUGCAGGACGAUAUGCCGGAAGUUCGUCAGAGUUCUUUUGCUUUACUUGGUGAUCUUGCAAAAGCUUGUUUUAAACAUGUAAAGCCAUGUAUAGGAGAAUUAAUGCCAGUUCUUGGUAGGAAUUUAAAUCCAGAGUUCAUUUCAGUUUGUAACAAUGCAACUUGGGCUAUCGGUGAAAUAUCUAUCCAGUUAGGUGAAGAGACGAAACCUUAUGUUUCCCUCGUUCUGGCAUCGCUCGUCAACAUUAUAAACCGGGGACAUACACCAAAAACACUACUUGAGAACACAGCGAUCACGAUCGGGAGAUUGGGUUUAGUUUGUCCUCAAGAAGUGGCACCUAUGUUAGCGCAUUUUGUCAGACCCUGGUGUACGUCACUACGCAAUAUCCGGGAUAACGACGAGAAAGAUUCGGCGUUUCGUGGUAUAUGUAACAUGAUUAAUGUCAACCCGGCUGGUGUUGCUCAGGAUUUCAUUUUCUUCUGUGACGCAGUUGCAUCUUGGGCAAAUCCAAAACCUGAUUUGAAGGAAACGUUUCACAAGAUUCUUCACACCUUUAAAUCAGAAGUUGGAGAUGAAACCUGGAAAAAGUUCUUUACACAAUUUCCACUGGCUCUUCAACAGCGAUUAGCCAGUGUAUACGGUAUUUGAUGUAACCUGAGGAGAAUUGCAUGCCGGGGGGUCUAAGACUGAGGAAAUAGAAUAUUCACCCUCUACCCAUUACAUGGGCUUUCGCAAUGAAACCCGAAUGGAACAUUCAUGUCCACACGUGUCCCGUAAUCUGUCGUAUGUCGUGUGUCAUGUCACGUGGCUCAACAUAGCUUGAUAGACGCGUAAACCUAUGAGAUUAGACUAAAUUAUAAUCGAGCUACAAAGUAUGAUGUGGAUGUCAAUUGUUCGGCCAUAUUUCCCAUCGCAUUUGUGAAGAAUUUUUUCGCCUGUACAAGUAAACAUACCAUCAUUAAACUACUCUAUACAAGAUGCAUAGUCAAAUAUACCCUAUGAUUAUCUACUAAGAUUAUAGUGAUUUGUAUUGUAUGUGGACACGUUUUGUAUAAUUACGUACAAUUAUUCUUGAUAGCUCUCAAUUCGUUUUUGUAUUUGGUAAUAAUUUUACUAAACAAUGUAAUCUAGAUUAUUGUCAGUCUUACACCUUGUAAAUUUUAUCACAACAAUAUCCUAUCAAUAAAGUCUUAAUCCUAAUA
Molecule: messenger RNA, 3258 nt
Organism: Xenia sp. Carnegie-2017
Lineage: Eukaryota; Metazoa; Cnidaria; Anthozoa; Malacalcyonacea; Xeniidae
Product: transportin-1-like
Exons: 24
Coding region: 47-2704 (885 amino acids)
Biological process (GO): protein import into nucleus
Cellular component (GO): nucleus; cytoplasm
Molecular function (GO): nuclear import signal receptor activity; small GTPase binding
Source: RefSeq, a predicted model, not a curated record